Messenger RNA from Cadophora gregata, 882 nucleotides. RefSeq lists its product as uncharacterized. Gene Ontology annotation, molecular function: oxidoreductase activity. Gene Ontology annotation, cellular component: mitochondrion. The transcript has 3 exons. The record is from RefSeq and is a predicted model, not a curated record. The coding region runs from base 1 to 882 and encodes 293 amino acids. NCBI's taxonomy places the organism in Eukaryota, Fungi, Ascomycota, Leotiomycetes, Helotiales, Ploettnerulaceae.
AUGGCCACUCAAGAGAAGUCAUCAGUUCCACAUAUCGAACGAACUGCCACGGAACCACGGGAUAAUAAACUCCACCCCGUAAUACUGUCUCAAGUAUCUCAGAUAAACUCGUCGAUUCGACUUCUGCGCUUGACACCUGUUGAGAAAGAGCCCAUAAAGUUCCAACCAGGUCAAUGGGUCGACCUACACAUACCCUCCCUUCCCUCCCCAGGCGGCUUCACCCUAACCUCACCACCCUCGCUCUCGCCCAACUAUCUCGAACUCGCCAUACAAUGUUCUCCUCCUAAUGCUACUCCGCCUACACCCGCUCACUGGAUCUGGCAGCCCCCUUCCCAAAUUCUCAAUGCACAACUUAAGAUCCGUAUCGGGGGCUCAUUCACAUGGCCUCCCCCUCUCCCGCUUCCAAGCUUGAAAAGAGUUGUUUUCAUAGCUGGUGGCGUGGGAAUCAAUCCCUUGAUCAGUAUGCUUAGCGUUAUUGCUGAGCAGAAAGAGAGAGCUGGUAAUGAGGGAGGAAAUUUGGAUUUCACUGUACGGUUUUUGUAUUCGGUCAGAAACUCUGUUGACAGUGAGGGACGGAAUGAGGAGAUUCUGUUCCUUUCUCGAUUACGCGAGAUUUUCAAGACAUUGGGCGAAGAGGGAGAGCUGAGGUUGUUUGUUACGGGCGACGAAGGAGGCGUAGUGCAUGGAUCUGAGGGAUUAGAGGUAAAAAGGAGGAGGAUUGAUGAGGGUGAUUUGCAGGAUGCAUUAAGUGAUGUAGGGAAUAGAGAAGGCACGGUGGUUUAUGUUUGUGGAGUACCAGAGAUGACGGAUCGGUUUGUGGAAUUGGCUGGGAAAGCGGAGGGUAUGGAUGAGAGAAGAGUGUUGAGUGAAAAGUGGUGGUGA